This is a messenger RNA of Ramularia collo-cygni, 321 nucleotides long. RefSeq names its product related to apoptosis-inducing TAF9-like domain 1 family protein, putative. Bases 1 to 321 code for a protein of 106 amino acids. NCBI's taxonomy places the organism in Eukaryota, Fungi, Ascomycota, Dothideomycetes, Mycosphaerellales, Mycosphaerellaceae. Gene Ontology annotation, biological process: resolution of meiotic recombination intermediates; replication fork processing. Gene Ontology annotation, molecular function: protein heterodimerization activity; chromatin binding. Gene Ontology annotation, cellular component: FANCM-MHF complex; Fanconi anaemia nuclear complex. The transcript has a single exon. The record is from RefSeq and is a predicted model, not a curated record.
AUGGCCGGACUCGACAGCGACGACGCGAGCAAUGACGAGCGGCUCAAGUCGGCGCUGUGGUAUUCCGUCGGCAAAACUGUCGAUGAAGUGACGCUGGGAGAGGACGCGAAUGCAGCGCCACAUUUCAUUGGCGGACUCAUGGAACUGGUCGCUGCGAAAAUCACAGCUGUUGCCGGUGACAUGGAGGCCUUCGCAAAGCAUGCGGGCCGCUCCACCAUCAACAGCAAAGAUGUCGUUUUGCUUGCACGAAACAACGAAGGUUUACGCACCAUCCUCGAAGACAAGGCUGCCAUCGUGCGACACAAAGACCAGGCCAAGUGA